This is a messenger RNA of Anthonomus grandis grandis, 1005 nucleotides long. RefSeq lists its product as uncharacterized. The transcript has 3 exons. Lineage: Eukaryota; Metazoa; Arthropoda; Insecta; Coleoptera; Curculionidae. Bases 58 to 1005 code for a protein of 315 amino acids. The record is from RefSeq and is a predicted model, not a curated record.
UUUUAUCAAGUUUUUGUAGUGUAGGUUACAGGCGAGCAUUAAAAACGUUAAAUUUAAAUGAUGAGUGCGAAGCAGAAGGAAUAUGUUUUACUUAAAAGAAGCUUAAUAUUAGGUGUUAAAGUACUGAUAGAGGAGUUAAUUGACAUUGUUCAGAGUGAAUUAACAACAAAUCCCAAGAAAAGAAUUUGGGUUAGAAAAUGGCUGGCAAGGAGAAGCACGCAUGGUGCAUCUAACAUGCUUUUAAAGGAACUUGCCAUCGAAGACGUUCAAGAAUACAGAAACUGUAUGAGAAUGUCUCCUGCUUCCUUUGACGUUCUUCUGAAAAAAAUAUCGCCAGCUAUACAGCGAUCUGACACCACAAUGAGAAUGGCUUUACUUGCCAGAAUAAAAUUAGAAAUUACUCUGUCAUAUUUAGCUACUGGAAAUAGUUACCGAAAUUUGCAGCAGCAAUUCCGUGUUUCCCGGUCUGCAAUUUCCAAGUUUAUUCCAGAAGUAUGCGAUGCCAUAUACGAUGCAUUGGAGGAUUUUAUACAGGUACCAAAAAGUAACAAAGAAUGGAAAGCUAUCGAAAGUGAUUUCAACCAUAGAUGGAAUUUUCCAGAAUGUUUUGGUGCCAUUGAUGGAAAACACAUACUUAUUCGAGCUCCUGAGAAUUGUGGCAGUAACUUUUUCAACUAUAAGGGACAAAACAGUAUUAUUUUGAUGGCAAUUGUAGAUGGAAAUUACAAUUUUAUAUACAUUGAUGUUGGCUGCAAUGGAAGAGCCUCAGAUGGAGGAGUUUUUGCGCAGUGUUCUAUUUUUGCUGAUUUAGAAAACAAUAUAUUACCGGAUGCAUUUGUCACCGGAAUACUACAGCGCUGUUCAAGAAUACCGUCGACGAUUUAUUUAUCACUCGCCCAGUACGAACAUAACAUCUUAAUAAGUCACUUGACAAGAUUUAGAAGAAGGAGAAAAUAUUUAGUAGAAGAUGAUGCAAUGACCAGUUCACGAAGAAUUGGUACUUAA